AUGUUUGGUUUUAUACAUGAAAGUAUUCGACAGUUAAUGAUCAGAAGGCAUGGUGAAGAUCUAUGGGCGGAAGUGAUAGCAAGAGCAGGAUUUGAAACUGGAAAAGAAAAUAUCGUUAAUCAUUAUUAUUCUGAUGCUGAUACUUACUCUCUGGUUGAGAGUGUCAGUGUGUUAACAAAAAUGCCUCGAGAACAAGUAUGGGAGUUAUAUGGAUCUUUCCUUAUUGAAUAUACUAUGGAAAUCGGAUGGGAUGAACUUGUCCGAAGUAUGAGCCCUAACUUAAAAGGUUUCUUAGAUAAUCUGGAUUCUCUGCAUUAUUUUAUUGACCAUGUGGUUUAUAAAGCUAACUUGCGUGGACCUUCUUUUCGAUGUGAAGAAAAUCCUGAUGGAUCUAUUAUCUUGCACUACUUCACCGGUAGACCAGGGCUUUUCGCAAUUGUACGCGGAGUAUUGAAAGAAGUGGCUAAACGUGUUUUCAAUAUAGAAAUAGCCAUGCAGAUUAAUGGAAGAACUCAAAGAAGUGUUCAAAUGCUCACUGGAGAAAGAAUUGAAGAGCAUGUCAUUUUCCAUUUGAAAAUUCUCAAUGAGACUCAUCCUAGAACGGUAAGUAUAAAACCAGAAAUAGUUUCGGAAAACGAAGAUCCUUUGAAAAUUUUGCCCCAUGACUUCUGUGCAGCUCUACCCUAUCAUAUCAUCAUCGAUGAACAUUGCAAAUUAGUUCAAGUAGGAAGUGAACUAUGCAAUCAUGUGCCAAAAGAACUUCUCGUUCCCGGUACACCCGUUCUAAGGGUUUUUGAAAUAACUCGUCCUCAAAUACCAUUGGACUUCGACAAUAUUUGUAACUUCAUCAAUGCUGUUUUUGUUUUACAAGUUCGCAUAUCACCAGCUGAGUUGAGGAAGAAGAAGGAAGAGGGAGGGUCUCCAGAAAAUAUUUCUAUCCACCCUGCUGCCUAUCAAGGAAUACAUCUUAAAUUGAAAGGUCAAAUGAUGAAACUUUCAUCUGAGAAGCAUCUGAUUUAUGUUUGUUCGCCCUACGUUACGUCCAUUGAUGAGCUUAUGCAAUAUGGAAUGAGACUGACAGCUAUGCCUUUGCAUGAUGCAACUAGAGAUUUGAUACUUCUCAAUCAACAGCGGCUCUCAGAUGUGGAAGUUAAUCUGCAACUUGAAGCUAACAAUGAGCAGCUGGAGCAAUUGGCUAAGGAUUUGGAGAUCGAAAAAAAGAAAACUGAUUUCAUUCUGAAAGACAUGUUGCCGCUAUCCGUUGCUAAUCAGCUUAUGACCGGUGAACCGAUUGAAGCUUGUGAAUAUGAUGAAGCUACAGUCAUGUUUUCGGAUGUGCCAGAUUUUCAACAUGUGCUCCCAUUCUGUCAACCUAAAGAUAUUGUCCAGGUUCUUAAUGAGCUUUUUACCAAGUUUGAUCGCCUCAUCUCUUUGCAUGAGGUGUAUAAAGUUGAAACAGUUGGCGAUUCCUACAUGACCGUAUCUGGCGUACCCGAAAAUCUACCGGAACAUGCAGAAAAGUUAUGCAAUGUUGCUAUAGGGAUGCUUUGGGAAGCUCGAACUGUCUUGGAUCCCCACACAAAGAAGCCGUUACAGGUUAGGAUUGGUAUUCAUAGUGGUCCUAUAGUAGCGGGAGUUGUUGGUUCACUAAUGCCACGGUAUUGCAUUUUCGGGGAAACGGUGAACGUGGCAUCAAGAUUAGAAGUUCAAGGAGUGCCGGGAAAGAUUCAUUGCAGUGAAAAGGCUCAAGCAUGUGCCAACAGAACUGGCCGUUUCGAAUUCAAACCAAGAGGCCGAUUACUCAUUAAAGGACAGGGCGAAAUGGACACUUUCUUCCUCAUAAAGAGUGUGAAAAAUAGCGUCUGGGAGAUAAUAGACAAAGAGCGAGAUGAGAACGUUCACAGUAUAGAAGGGUAUGAAGAACUUGAAGCUGGUCAUGAUGGGCUUGAAUUAACAACUCCUAAAAAAACAGAUCUACCGAGAGUAGCAGGCUUGAGAAAAAUUCAAAUAGUCUCGAAAGCGUGUACGAUUGCUUAG
Molecule: messenger RNA, 2037 nt
Organism: Auanema sp. JU1783
Lineage: Eukaryota; Metazoa; Nematoda; Chromadorea; Rhabditida; Rhabditidae
Source: the annotation of a GenBank genome assembly